AUGAGAGGAAAGUGUAAAUGGAGGGUUUAUUGUGCUUAUGAUGAACCCACUCGGAAGUGGUUGGUGAAGACUAGGUACAUGUAUCAUAGCUGUACACCAAAUGGAAAGUGCAAAAUGCUUAGAAGUCCAGUUAUAGCAAUGCUGUUCCUUGAUAAACUAAGGGAGGAUGGUAAUUUAAUGCCUGAGAAGAUUCAAGAGAUGAUUAAGGAGAAGUGGAAGCUAAUACCUUCAAGGAAUCAGUGCCAACGAGGAAGAACUUUGGCGUUGAAAUGGCUUCACAAGGAGUAUGCAGAUCAAUUUGCACAUCUUCGAGGUUAUGUGAGCGAGAUUCAAAGGACCAAUCCAGGUACGAGUGUAGUCCUUGAAACCAUCCCUAAUGCUGCUGGAGAAGAUAUGCUUGAUCGGUUCUACGUUUGCUUCGAGAAGCUUAAAACGUUGUGGAGUGGAACUUGUAGACCUAUUAUAGGUCUUGAUGGAACAUUUCUAAAGCAAGAAGUGAAAGGCAUAUUACUUACUGCUAUAGGACAUGACGGAAAUAACCAGAUUUAUCCGUUUGCUUGGGCUCUGGUACAAGGUGAGACAUCUGAUACAUGGCUCUGGUUUAUCAAGCAACUCAAACGGGAUCUCAAUCUUGGAGAUGGAGAGAAGUUUGUACUUCUAUCUGACAGCUCAAAGGGUCUCAUAAGCGCUAUUGAAUCUGAGUUACCAAAGGCUGAGCAUAGAAGGUGUGUUAAACACAUUGUUGAAAACCUGAAGAAGAAGCACAAGAAGAAAGAUCUUUUGAAACUCGUGGUAUGGAAUCUAGCUUGGAGCUACAAUACUACUCAGUACGGCGAGAACCUCACGAAGAUGCAGGAGUAUAGUAUGUCACUAUACGAUGAUGUUAUGAAGCUGGAACCGAAGAAGUGGUCCCUGCCUUUCUAUAAGCUUGGCAGCUACUGUGAGGAUGUUGAUAACAACGCCACUGAAUCAUUCAAUGCCACCAUUGUCGGAGCUAGAGCUAAGGCGGUUGUACCUAUGUUGGAGACCAUCUGA
Molecule: messenger RNA, 1035 nt
Organism: Brassica napus (rape)
Lineage: Eukaryota; Viridiplantae; Streptophyta; Magnoliopsida; Brassicales; Brassicaceae
Exons: 2
Coding region: 1-1035 (344 amino acids)
Source: RefSeq, a predicted model, not a curated record